AGGCGGCAGCAAUGCUCCGUUGAGAGACGCGGCUUUCGGCAAGAACUGGACUCUUGGCGCCACAAGCUCAUUCACUGUGUAGGUCCCGUUUCCCUCUGUGCGGCGGCCGGCGGGACCAUAAGGGCUUAACUCAUAUAUUUAACCCCCCUCCAAAAAGGUUUCGUUGGAAGGAAUUAUGCAAAUCCUGCUUUCUGGUGUCCAUUCAGCGGCAAUUUCAUGCGGGUUUGAAAGUAUUCUUGAAGGGCUGUUUGGACCUGCAUUAUUAAAAGAUCUCAGUUUAUUUAAAGACUGUGAACCUGAAAGCAUUUCCGAUUGGACUUUUGAUGAAAAUUGUCUGUUCUGUUGCUUGAGAAGAGAUAAAGUAAAGGGACACUUAGUCGGUCUGGAUGAACCAGCUUCGGGAGCUGGGCAAGAAGCUCUGCUUAAACGAGAGCAAGCAAAAAUCAUUCGAUUCGAGAGACAAGCAGAAGAGUUCCUCAAUGCAGUCUUUUGUAGAAAAGACAGUCCCUGGGUCUCCGACCCCAAUAUUCCCCUAGUGGCCCGUGAGAUCAUGCAGCGAAUGAUCCAACAAUUUGCUGCUGAAUAUACCUCAAAAAAUAGCUCUACUCAGGACCCCAGCCAGCCCAAUAGCACAAAGAACCAAAGCCUGCUGAAAGCAUCUCCAGUCACCACCUCUCCCACGGCUGCAACUACUCAGAACCCUGUGCUCAGCAAACUUCUCAUGGCUGACCAAGACUCACCUCUGGACCUUACUGUCAGAAAGUCUCAGUCAGAACCUAGCGAACAAGACGGUGUACUUGAUCUAUCCACUAAGAAAAGUCCAUGUGCUGGCAGCACUUCCCUGAGCCAUUCUCCAGGUUGCUCCAGUACUCAAGGGAACGGUGAGAACUCAGCAGAGGCAAUAGCAGUAGAUUCUAACAGUCAGUCGACGUCCCCGCUGGAGAAGUUCAUGGUCAGACUGUGCACUCAUCAUCAGAAGCAGUUCAUUCGUGUUCUGAACGAUCUGUACACUGAAUCUCAGCCAGGCACCGAGGACCUGCGACCUUCGGAUUCUGGAACAAUGGAUGCCUCCACCUGCAAUGCUGGCUGUGCCCAGCUCGGCACCAAACCUAAGGAGAAGGAUGCUAUGUGUCUCAAUAUGAAGUCCUCUACUUCUGUAGAGUUGUUCAUAGACUCAUCAGGCUCUCACAGCCCUCAACACUUGACAGAACAGGCCCUAAAGGAGCCUCCUCCCGAGACAAACUCUGUAGAUGGAAGAGAGAACACUUUAACUGUUGUCCAAAAAGAUUCCUCUGAACUUCCAACCACUAAACCUAAUUCAAUGGAUAGUUCCACUCUGGGAUACCUCACUGCAUCUAAUUCUUCCUCAGUAAACUUCCACCACAUCUCUAAGAGCUUGGAGGGGCAAACCACUGGACAGGAGCAAGACACAGAUGUGAAAAUAUGCAAGGAUGGUAAAGACCACGUGCAGAGUUCAGCUUUAGUAGAAAAUCUAAUUGCAGUAAAAGUGGCAACUGAGAAUACUGAGGAGAACAACAGCUGUAUUGUUUCUCAAAGAAAUUCAUUCAAAGCUUUAUCAGAAGAGGCUUGGGACUCAGGGUUUAUGGGGAAUUCACCUAGAACUGCUGACAAAGAGAAUGCUUUACAGUGUAGCUCAAAAACACCUUUACGCCAGGACUUAGAGGCAAGUGAACAAGAUUCAAGGCCAAAGCAAGAGAACCAUCUUCACUCAUUAGGAAGAAAUAAAAUGGGUUACCAUUUACAGCCCAGUGAUAAGAGCCAGUUUGAUCAUUCCAAAGACGGUUGGUUAGCCCCCAGCCCCAUGCCACCUGUACACAAAGCAUCUAAUGGACAUUCACGAACCAAGAUGCUUUCAACCUCCAUUAAGACAGCUCGGAAAAGUAAAAGGGCAUCAGGGUUGAGGAUAAACGAUUAUGAUAACCAAUGUGAUGUCGUUUAUAUCAGCCAGCCAAUAACAGAAUGCCACUUUGAGAAUCAACGAUCGAUAUUAUCUUCUCGGAAAACAGCCAGGAAGAGUACUCGAGGAUACCUUUUCAAUGGUGAUUGUUGUGAGCUGCCAACUGUUCGCACACUGGCCAGGAAUUUACACUCCCAAGAAAAAGCAAGCUGCUCAACACUGGCCUCAGAGGCAGUGGUCACUCCCAAGCAGACCCUUAUCAUUUCAUCACCUCAGCCUAUAAUAGAUGUGCAGCAUCCCAGAGAAGACAACCCUGAAGAACCUAGUAAAGAAAUAACCUCCCUCAAGGAAGGAGACAGAGAUGCGUCAUCUGAAAAGGAAUCUCAAGAGCCUGAGGUUUGCCCUGUGACAAAUAACGCAAACCCAAGCAGCUCCUCUAGAUCAAAGGAAACAGCAGCCUCCAACCCAGUGUGGCCUCUCCCUGCUCACCUUCCUGAAGAGGAUCUUCCAGAAGGCAGCUCCGCGGUCUCAGCUCCCACAGGAAGUGGGAUAUCUUCCCCUGAACGAGACCAACAGCCAGUUGAACUGCUAGAUACAAAGGAGAUGAGUAUACCCCAAGACUGUCCCCUGCUUCCCUCCACAGAGAGCCUUUCUGAGGGAGGCAGUGAAGAUGUUGUUCCUAGGCCUUGUUCCCCUCCUGAAACAGUAAGUAGCGAGGAGAGUCCUCUGUGCUCAGAAAAUCAAAGUCCCCCAGUGGGCUUGGAGCCUCCCACAAGCCUGGGAAAGGCUGAGGAAGACCAAAGCAUCGGUACUGAGGCUGAGACCGAAGACACUCAGGAGUUAGAUACUGACCCACCCUUGAAGGAAAGCAGCACUUUGACUAAUGAAAACCCCAGUGAAAUUGAGGAAAGUGAGGCACCAGGUGGUACAGGAAAAUUCGAGGGAGAGGAUGGUGAUGUAAAAUAUCCUACAGAAAAAGAUAUGUGUGAUCAAAACAUUGACUCACCUGAAGAGAAUCUGGACAAGAAGAAAAAAGGUAAAAAAUUCCCCGAGGCCUCUGAUAGGUGCCUAAGAAGUCAACUUUCAGAUUCUUCCUCUGCCGAUAGGUGCCUAAGAAAUCAAAGCUCAGAUUCUUCCUCUGCUUGUGCUGAGAUCAAGGUUUCUAAAAAUCCUGGUGCAAAACGGUCUAAAAAAGAAGGGUAUCCUGGUGGGACAGCACCUGAGAGCUUCCUGACUGAAGGUUUCCAUACAAAAGCUCUGGAGGACACUGAAAACCCAAAUGUCAAUGAAAACCCCUCUGAGAAAGAUGCUGAGCAGGAGGGCGAAGGAGGUAGGAUGAUCACCAGGCAGACUUUUAAAAACAUGCUAGCAAAAGAAGUCAAGGGGGAAGAAGAAGGUAUUUUCCCCAGCAGUGAUCCCUUAGCCACAGUUGGCCAGCCCCUGCCUGGAGAGAAACUGGAAAUCUAUGUUCAGUCUAAAUUAGGUGAGAACAGUACUCAAGACCCCUCUGAAAGCAUUCCUUGUACGUUCCCAGAACAAUCAAAAGAGAAGCCAGGACCUAUUCCUGCACAAGAGACGGAAGAGGUUGUAAACGAUAUGGAUAGUGCAGACAGCCCGCAUAAAGAUGAUGACAGUGACGUGCUAUCUAGCACAGUUGGAUUGUCAAGUAGUAGAAGUGAUGACGCUGCUGGGCCCCCAAAAUGGGUCCCAAGGCUUACAAGACUGACUUCCUCAACCUACAACCUAAGACAUGCUCAUUCUCUGGACUCCUUGGAUACUAUAAAAGUGACUUCCGAAAAGGAAGCAGCACAAGGAAACACAAUCCCAAAGGAAAACGAAACUUCAGAGAGUGGAGAUCCCUUAGACGAGGAUGAUGUGGACACAGUGGUAGACGACCAGCCAAAGUUUGUCGAAUGGUGUGCUGAGGAGGAGAACCAAGAGCUCAUCGCCAGCUUCAAUGCCCAGUACAUGAAAGUUCAGAAGGGCUGGAUCCAGCUGGAGAAAGAAGCCCAGCCAACACCAAGAGCAAGGAACAAGUCAGAUAAGCUGAAGGAAAUUUGGAAAAGCAAGAAAAGGUCACGGAAGUGUCGGGGUUCACUGGAGGUUCAAAAGUUUUCUCCUGUUCAGAUGCUGUUUAUGACAAACUUUAAAUUAUCUAAUGUUUGCAAGUGGUUCUUAGAGACAACUGAGACCCGGUCUCUGGUAAUUGUAAAGAAGCUCAAUACUCGUCUUCCAGGAGACAUCCCACCUGUCAAGCAUCCUCUUCAGAAGUACUCUCCUUCCAGCCUGUACCCCAGUUCACUACAGGCUGAACGCUUGAAAAAACACUUGAAGAAAUUUCCCGGAGCUACUCCUGCUAGGAACAAUUGGAAAACACAGAAGCUCUGGGCUAAAUUUCGAGAGGAUCCUGACCAAGUGGAGCCAGAGGAUGACAGUGACGUUAGCCUCAGCCCCAAUCCUGAAGACAGCAUAGAAGAGGUCAAGGAAGGUAGAAGUAGCCAUCCUCCCACAAACUCACCUACCCCUGCCAGUACCCGGAUCCUUAGAAAAUAUUCCAACAUUCGAGGAAAGCUCAGAGCCCAGCAGCGUUUGAUCAAGAACGAGAAAGUGGAAAGCCCAUUUGGUCCGGCUGUGGAAAGUAAACAGAGUUGUAAGAGUGUAUGCAUCAACCCUCUGAUGUCCCCCAAGCUUGCCCUGCAAGUAGGUGCAGAUGGGUUUCCUGUUAAGCCCCAGAGUACCGAUGGAAUGAAGGGAAGGAAAGGGAAGCAGAUGUCUGAACUCUCGCCGAAAGCAGAAGUUCAGAAUAAACGCAAGAGGACAGAAGGCAGCAGCACUCAGGACAGGAAGGACAAGGGAGCUGCGAUGAAGGCCAGCAAAGAAAAGCACGUUGAGGGAUCCACCAGAACCCCCGCUGCCAAGAAGCCAGCUGCAAGGGACAGAAUCAGCCAACUGCCCAAAAAGACGACUUUGAAGGAGAAGAAAGUGAAGAUCCCUAAAAAGUCACCUGGGAAGAGCUGCCCUCCCUCCAGGAAAGAAAAAGAGAAUACAAACAAAAGACCUACCCAGCCCUCCCCCUCGGAGAUGGUGACAAAACCUGCCAAGCAAAAAGGGGCAGGUGAGUCCUCUUCAAGGCCACAGAAAGCCACAAAUAGGAAGCAGAGCAGUGGAAAGACUCGGGCCAGACCCUCAACGAAAACCCCAGAGAACAGUGCAGCCCAGAGAAAGCGAAAGCUGAAGGCAAAGCUGGACUCUUCCCACAGCAAACGGAGGCGGAUGGAUACAAAGUGAUUGGAAGGGCAGUAUUCAAGAGUUAAAACUGUUCUAUAGAAGUAACCCUUUAUUUUGCAUUAACUAAAUCUGCUUUUAUAAGCUUAUCAAGCCUUUCAAGUCUGCAGUUAAUGGAGAACACCACAAUUUAAGAUGUCAGAAAUUGCGUCUCAGAUGGAGAAGGGAACUUGCAGAGUCUUUCUCUGAGGCUGAGUAAGGGAAGUUAUAUAUUAUAUUCUGGUUGUUCCUUGGGUUUUAAACUUGGAACCAAGCAGUUUUAGUUUUUAAAAGUACAGUGCCUUAUUUAUCCUUUUUGUUUUUAAAUUUACAAAAGCUAAAAAGCUGAUCUAUGUGAUUAAAGGCUUGUAUUUUAUACUUGAUGCACAAGCACUUGUACUGUAGCCGAGAAGACCACCAUCAUGCACAUAAAAGUAGCUUUUCAGCAGCCACCCUGCAGUAUCUGUACAUGAACAGAUGCUCCUCUUUGCAAACCCCAGCAGUGAACUUCCCUCUGUCUUGUUUGUUUAAAUGAUAUUUGAAAGCUAAACCAAAUCAUUUUUAUGGUAUGUGGAGAAUGCAGAGGGAAUUUAUAAUUAUUAUAAAAGGUUAAUAUUUCUGUUACCCCAUUUUAAAAAUUCAUAUUCAUUGUUGGUCACUCAUCUCUGAUCUUUUGUCAUUUGAAGAAAUGUAUUCUAAAUUAUGUGCCCAUGGGAUAAGAGGUGUGUCACAAGGUGUUAAUAUUAAUUUAUGGGCUCUAAAAGUUAUUCACAUCCCCCAAAUUAUUUGCAUUACUGAUUCUUAUCAUCCUUUUCAUUUUUGGCCUUGCAGGAUCGCUAGCACACUAAUGAGGUUUUCAUCCUACUUUGGGGGAAAAAAACCAAAAAAACUAGGAUCUUUUUUCCAUCUUGUAGCCGUAAUUUGACAAUUAGGAUAAGAGUGACCGUUCUGAUUUUUUCCUUGCCCUGAGUACUUCCAUAGUCAAAGAAAGCCAAAAUGUUAUUUUCAGUAAUAGAAAAGUUUAAGACAUAUGUGUGUAUGUUUGGGUGCAUUUGCAUGUGGUUAUAAGCCACAAAUGUCUCCCAAGCCCAGUUUUACAGUAAAAUUCUUUCUUCUCCAUGCAGUGUGAUAGGGUGUUCAUGAACUGAGUAAUUAGCAUAUGCCAGAUGACUUAAAUGUAGCCCAGGGUCUCUAUGAGUAUCCCCCAAAUCACUAUGGCACCAGACUCAGAGAGGUGUAAACAACACAGAAUUGUAUAAAGGUCAGAGCAACCUUGCAGUUGGAGAAAGUAGCACCAACAUCUCAUAGUGUGCCCAUACACACCCCUGUACCAGGAGCUAAUGUUCAGCUGGUAUUCCAAUGUGAAAUGUACAUGGUUAGAGUAGUAGGUGCCCUUUCUGAUUGGUUAGCACCAUACUAGCAGUUAAUACUUGUAGUAUUACACUGGCCUCUGUCAUGUCAGGCUCUGUUUCAUGGCUCAAAAGUGCGAGCUGCAAUAUUUGUAACAUGUUGUUUGAGGCCUAAGAUGGGUACAUUGGCUUUACCUUGGUGCCUAUAACAUUGCUCCAUUAUAACAUAGUGUGUACUCGACAUCUCCAUUGGGCCACUCUACCAGUAAGGCUUGGUUGCUAAAGCCUCAGCCAGCUUCUCUAACGUGCUCUCUUCCCAGAAUAGGCUUGUAUGGAUAGCUGCUACUCUCUCCUUUUUAUUAAAAAUGUUUCCAUUCAUAUUGCUUCAGAUCUGUUUGGAUUAACCCAGAUGUACCUUUAUUCAUGCAUUAGUUCAUUCAAAUAUGAUAAAACAGGUUUUCUACCCAUUCUGUUAAAGUUUUGCUGUAUAUAAUGAAAACUUCUGAUUGAAUAGGACUGGAGAAAAACAUUUGAUUCAUGGGAAAUUGAAAAUUGUGUUGAAUUUUAUAGAUAGUGAAGUUUACUAUCUUCCAUGAAGCCUUGAUUUUGUUUCGUAGUGUCUCCUCUAUCCCAUGAGUCUUUUUUUUUUUUUCUUUUAAUAUCUUUGGCCAUUCAGGAGCUACCUAUAUUAAUGAAACUGCUGAGUGUGUAUGUUGGCAACCUUUCUCAGCAUUAAGUUGCACAGAAGCAUUAACCUGUUUUAAGUAUGUUCAUUUAAUCUAUAAAAGUGGUUUUAAAGUUUUUAAAAAUCUUUUCAUAUAGUCGUCACUGGAUAUUGCUUUUGCGGUGACUUAAACGGUGGAGGUUUGCCCAUGUCAGGUGUGCUGAUCCCUGUACAUACGUUCAAGGUGCCCCCUUAGCUGCAUGUAGACUACCUUGUAAGGGUGCUUGGAUUAGGUUAGGGAUGUGAGGCUGUAAGUGGGUGGUACUUUUCCAGUUGCCAGUUUAUAAUUCAUUCCAUUACUUUUCUAAGUUCUUUUUCAUUUUUAAAAGCUUACUUCAAGAUAAUAGCCUUCUCUCCCAUUCUAGGCAGCAUUUGAGAUAAGGUAUCAAUGUUUAUGUAUUUAUUUUAUACACCUAACAAUGCAAUGGAUCAUCUUUAAAAUCAACUUACACUUUAUAGUAGACCACAUUUAAAUAGACUGGGAUUCUACAUAAUUAAGACACCUAAAAGUUUAGAAUUAUUUUUAUAUUUGUUGAAUCUCAUUUUUGCCGAUUCAGUUAACUUUACUAAUAGAAGAAAGAAAAAAAGCAAACUUGAGGGCCAACUCUGGAAGCCCUUUUACACUUACAACAGAUGCUGGCAAACCUGUCUCCCAGACACCUCCAAGCCUUGGUUUCGUCUCAAGUCUCCCCUUGUUUUCCCUCUCUUGCAAAGACCUCCUUCCUAUAGCCAUUGUCACAGUGUGGCUUGCCACUCGAUGCAAAGGCAGUCUGUCCCACCUUCUGGAUUCCAAAUUUGAAAGGAAUUCUCCUCCUGGGCCUGUACUCAGUGAAAUGACUGUUGGAGCUGAUGUUGAUGACCAGAGAACAUUGGUAUUUCCUCUGAGCUUCUGGAGGAGCUGGAAGACGCCUGGGAAGCAAUCACUGAAGCUCUACCAUAGCUCCCCAGAGGUAGGCCCUCUUCAGGAGACCCAUUUCUAUCUCCCAUUUUCUAUCCCCUGAGGCUCCCUGGGUUUGGGAGGACAGCGUGGAGACUGUACCCUCAGUUGGGGUCCAGAGCCUCACCCCUAGCACUUCCUCAGAUGUGUAGCAAUCUUGCAGCGCAGCAGGAAGGCCAUGAACCUUUGUUCUGCUCUUGAGGCUUCUUAUAUACAAAUGUUAUUAAUGUCUGUUAAGGGACUAGCAACUAGCAGUUGCUAGUCCCUUAGCUCCCUUAGGUAGGCCAAUUCUGUUGUGUCUGUACCUUAUUUAAAAAAUAAUCUUAGGCUGUGGGUUUCGUGCCUCAUUGUUCCUGCGUAGUAUAGAUAGGUGUUAGUCAUCCUUUCACAAAGGUGGUGCUUUUAAUAGGAUCCUCUACGCAUCACAUACUGUGCGGGUCACUUCAAGACGGUCAUUUUGAAUUGAAGUUUGGACUCUUCUCCCUUGUGAUGAAUUCUGUAGUGAUGACUGAAGCUGUCACCAUCAUUUGUGGGCAGUUUGCCUGUUGAUCAAUGGACCUAAGAGCCAGGUAGGAAAGGGCAACCUACCAUGUGAGGCAAGCUGGAGAUGCUGUAGUGUCACCCUCAGUGAGUCUGGUGUCUUGUCACUGCCCCUGGGACUGGGCUGGAGUUUCCCAAGGUGCUGGCCCAAGUUGCCACACCCACUCCUUUUGAUUUUAGGUCAGCCCAUGCCGGGUCUCAUUUGGCCGACAGAUGAUCUUUCACAGGUCUGCAAACUGUGGGCUGGUCAUUCUUUUGUAGAUAAAAGUUUUUUGGAACAUAGCCACUCCCAUUUGUUUAUGUAUUGUCUCUGGCUGCUUUCCAGCAGAGUUGGGCAUCUGCAACAGAGACCACGUGACCCACAAAAGCCUAAAAUAUUUACUACCUGGACCUUUGAGAAAAAGUUUGCUGACCCAUGCCUGAGAAAAGAAUCUUUUUUUCAGGAAAUAAAAGCUUCCCUGGUUUAUCUUCUCCUCUCUUCUGCCUCUUCUCCUGUCUUCCUUUUCUUCUCCUUCCUCCUUAUCUUACCUCAAUUUUGUUCUUUUUAUAUUGCCACAGCACAUCAGAUACCAUCUCCUGAAACUUGAGCUACUUUAGCCUCACAUCCUGUUAGAAUCACCCAUCACAGUGGCCAAAUUGAGGCCACCUUAACCUCUAGAGUCAGAAUCCAUGAGCAACUAGGAAUUCAGAGUUCUAACAUGAUGUGGUCUGGGCCUCUCCUUUCAUUCAGUUUUUAUCAUAGACCUGACUCUGGCUUCACUUCUUGUUUAUUACUAAAGUAAGCCAAAUUUUGUUUCUUUCAGAAUUAGUUGAGACAACUUUAGGUAGAUGUUCAGUUUUCUGAACCUUACAUUUAGAUAUGGAAAAGCCUUUUCACAGAGAGGAAACAAAGUCCAAUCAUAAACCCAAGGCAUUGUUUAUUAUGUAAUAUUUUUGGCCAGCUUCUAGGAAAAUAAAAAAUGUAUUGGCACUGAUACUUUUUUCAGUCACCUACUCUUCUUUCAAAAUAAUUUUAUUAAAGCACGCCAACAACUGAAAGAUAGAGGCUUGAAGUGCUUUAGAAAGACUAAUAGAAAAUUGGAGCCUAUUAUAACCUGAGUGUGACUGAGAAGUUAUGGAUGAUUAGAUUAAAUCCUGUCAACUGCCAAGGUUUUGUCUUCCCCCUCCCCCAAAACUCAAGGAUCUGUUUCUCAGUGGCUCUAAAACAGUGACUGUUCCGUUUGUUUUGAAACAGAUAAUUAUCAUUUUGAAUUCUUAACUAUGAAUUUUUAUCUUCUUAUGGCUCGAUAUCCACUGAAAUAUUGGAAAUUUUUCUGAGUAUGAAAUCAUGUCUGUGUAAGGCAUCAGCAAGGCAAUCCUCACAUCCCAGCAGUAAAUACUCUACCCCAGGCUUGCUCCCAAGUCCUUUUCAGGGAGAAAGAGAAAAUAAAAAGAUGAUUGUAUUUAAUACAAGCAGAAUUAUGGGAAGCCUUUUGAGACAGCCUUCGAAAUAGUUCAUGCCUUGAAAUGUCAGAUCAAACUGCUGUAUUCUACAGUGGACGGAUUGGAAGACAUGAAAGUCUGACCUCCUUCGCUUAAAGAUACUGUCAUGCUCAGGCAGAAACCCAGAGCUCUCUGAUGCUGCUUGCCAUGCUAUACUGGGGACCCGGGGAACCACCUGAGUCACUUUGCAGGCAUCCUUGCUCAUGCUUCUGCCCUUGGAAUUGAGCCACAGCUGGCCAGUUCCUUGCAUUACCUUCCCUUUGUCUGAUCAUUUUCCCAGAGCCCUGUUGGUUUAUGUUAGUGCUCAGAGGGGCAGGUGUGCGGUUAUGCUCGCCAGUGAGCAAAGUGACACAGAGGCUUUCUCACCUGCCUGGGACCAUUCCAUUUAACAUGAGGUGCUCAGUAGGCAAGCCACAUGGAAGUAGAUUGCUUAUUUAAAAAAAGAACCACUUGCCCAUGGUUUUAUAAUAUACCAGAGAUUGGAGGAAUGCAUUGUACCUUGUUUUUUUAAGGGUUAUGUUAAAAAAAAAUAAGAGUAAAGAGACCCCAUGUGGCCCACACAGCCUAAAAUAUAAGCUAUUUACUACCUGACCCUUUAAAGAAAAGGUUUACUGGCCCUUGCAAUAUGUCAUUCAAGAUCAAAUUGUGUGGCCAGUUAGGCACAAACUUAUUUUUUUAUGUAGUCCAGCAUUGCAACAUCUCUUUCCUUUUAGAUUGCACGGUUUCUGCCUGUUCGAUCUUAGCACACAGCUGCUGUUCCACAUUAUUCCCGACUAAUGCUCGUGUAUUAAAGAAAAAAAUAUAUCUCCCUUUGUGGAUUGAGUAUUUGUUGAAUCGUGGACAUUCAGUCUGAUCUACUAGGAUAACUAGUUACAGCUAAAAGUACAAAGUCUUUUAAACUAAAAGUACUACAGUUGUCUUCGUGUUUAUGAGUCAGGGUGAACUUGACUCUCAUGGAGAGAUAUUCCCCUACAGCAGUGCUCAACACAAAUGGAUUUCCUCAUGAACUUAAAGUCUAGAAUAGUGCCUCCCCCGGCAGGCAGAGAGCAUGUUAGUUCCACCCCCAGAAACUAUGCAGUAUAUUCAUGUGCAGUAUAUUUGCAAGCUUAUCACUCCCCAAGCUUCGGUCAUUACUUGUGAAUAUAAAUAGCUGGUCUUUUUACCUGUCUGAACCUCUAAUCCAGAUCACCCAUCCUCAGCUCUCUUAAAAAUACCAGCAUGUCAAUGGCACCUUGUCAGCCCACCAGCAGCUUUAGACCGAAGUUCAGAGCUCUCUGGCCUGGCCAGUGAAGCCCGCUCCUGGUCAGGCCUAACUCACCUCAUUUUGAGGACCCACCUUUGGCACCUUGCCUCUUCCCUCUUCUGCUUAUGCCCCAAGCCCCCUUCCAGGAGGCCUCUUCUCUGAGAAGUCUCCUACUUUUCAAGUGCUUCACUGAACAUAUAUAUGUUGUAUUAGAAGCAUUUCUUUUCAUAACUAUUUUUCUUCUCGUAGUUAGCCAUUGGGUCCAAAUGUAGUCACCUUACCAACUUUCUCACUCAAAUUGUUUUCUAUAAUCUACACUUCAUGUCGUCUUGUAGCUAAAUCUGUAGAAUUUGGGAGCUAGUUUGUGGAAGAGAUGCUAUACAAACAAGAUUUUCAUAAUUUUGUAUAUUUAUACCACAGGUAGGGAUUAGUUUUAGAGCCACUAUAGCUUAAGGUUAUAAGUUUCACCAGUGAUUUCUGCAUUCUUAAUACUUCUAGGAGACUAUGUGACUAUGAUUUCAAAUACAUAUAUAUAAUACGUAUUUAUACACACCACUGUGAAAUUUAUUUCACUGUGUAAAUAGUGGUAUUUUCCUGUUCAAAUGCUUCCAUAGAAAGUAUUUAUUUUAACAAACAAAAAAAAAUUAAUGUCAAAAGGGCUUUCCAAAAAAGCUUUCUUUCUAGAGAACCCAUCCUCCCCAGCUAUGAUGCUCAGCCACUGAACCCCCAAACAACAUAGUGAAGGCAGAAGAGUGAGCCUUGAAGCCCUCACUGUACUGGGGCAGAUGCAACUGGAUUGGGAACCUGAGCACAAUCCCCACUGUCACCCCAUCCCAGAACAAAGUGGGUCUCCCACAAUCGAUAUGGCUGCACCAGGCAUGGCAUCGGGGCUUGCCUCUAGCAGCCCACUUUUUGCAUACACAGUUGGUACAUUCAGCUGUAGAUAUCAACAUCCUGUGCAGGGAGGUGAGCCUUAGUUGUAACCCCAAGGAAAUCCAAACCUAUACCUGUGGGAUAUGGAGAAACCACUGGUUGCCUAAAGAAAGCAUUAAGAUGUAUUUUAGUCUUUCUCACCUUCAUGAAAGACACCUGUUCCCACUCUCGUUAACAACGGGAGAUAAGCAUGUUUCCUCCCGCACCUUGACUGAGUACUGAGCGCCUCAGCUCGCUGCCUCCUCCCUCUCUGCUCAGAGAGGGAGGGGCAGCCCACCUAUAACUGAUGGUACACAGUGAGGCCAUCUGCUCUAAGAUGUGUGCAGCUUUACUUCUCAGGAGUCCUGGUCUGCAAUUCAGCACCCGUAAAUGUAAUGGAACUAAUGCUUUCCCAUCAUGUUCCUCUUCCCUGUGCCCCAUUCCUGGGCACCCCUGUCUGAGUCACGAUUCUCAUUCUGCCCGGCUGGCUGGACUGAGAACUGCAGCUCCAGGACUGCGGUGAGCUUGGGACUGGACACACAGGGAUUUGUGUCAUCCAUUUGAACCAUAAUUAGCAUAUUUACUUAUGCCCUCCCUUUGUCUUUUCUAAACAAAUGAGGAAGACACUUGAACAGUAAUGCUGGAGAAUGUUUUUUUUAGAUGCUAUUUGUAAGCAAAUCUGAUUUUAAGAUGAAAUGUGAAAGGGUAACUAGGUGCCAGGGAAUUUAGCACUGAACUAGACAGUCAAAACUUUUUUAACCUUUGCAGGAAGAAAUAAAGUUUGCUCUCAUCUAAAUGUUCACAAGAAAUAAUGUUGUAAAUAGUUUUUUUAAAAUAUUUAUUACAUGUGCUGUGUACAGAUUCAUGUUCUGAGUGAUGUUGGUUUGCAUUGUAGUACUGUAGAAGAAUAUAUUUUGAGCAGUGGACUUCCUUUCAUAACACAGUUCACACAUGGAGAAAGAACAAAAACCAGCAGGUUGAGAGCUGUUUGGGGCAUUUGAUCUGUAAUGUUACAUCAAAUCCAAGCUUUAAUCGUUCCCUCUUCUCAUCUGGUUAUGUUAUAUAUUUGUACACACACACACACACAUAUGUAUGAUAAACCGGUCAGUGGUCAGCCCCCAGGCCUGCAGAGCAGAUUUCCAGGUUUUCUUUCUGAUGUGUUGCCUGUAAGCAAUAAGAUUCUAGGUGAUAGCAUUUAUUCCGGGCUCCGCGUUAGCCCUUGUCUCAGAGGAUAGGGUGGGGUAGAACAGCUCUUGCUAAGACCUCUUGCCUUUGCUGGAGAGGUUGCUGUACUUGAAUUUUCGCUUCUGUUUGUCUGCACGCUCCUUCACAUCAUACGACACUAGCGAUGGAUGAGAAAUCUGCCAGCACCAGACACAUCAAAAAUUGGGCAUAGAGACUGAAAAAUUACCAAUUUUCCAUGGAUUUGUAGGGUUUACAGAAUCUAGCUGAGGCAAAACGCAUUUGGCUAUAGCAUAAGUGUAAGAACCUUUGACAUUAAAAAUGUAAAUGGCCAAUAAAAAGUCCUUUGACUGUAUCUGAGCUACCUUUAAGAGCUAGCCCAUCUCCUGUACUCCUCCUCUGUGCCUGAGUUUGAAAUAUCUGAAGCCCCCUCCGUGUCUGGGGUUAAAUCAUUUAGGUUCGUGCAAAGAGGGCAGUUGCCUCUCCAAGCGUCCCAGCGUGUUCAGUCCAACAGAUUUCUAAGCUGUUUAGCAGCCUCUCCUUGUGACCGUCCUGAACUUUAUGAAAAAUACCCCACACCCAGAUAACCAUUAAUAGAAUAAUGUAGUUUUUUAGGCUUUUGGAAUAUGUCUUCUCUUUUGUAUUUAUGAUGGUGUUUGGAAUUUUUCACUAGUGUUUUUUUAGAUUGAAGUGGGUGCAUUAGGCUAAAACUUUCCAUUGCUGAGCCUGAAGCAAGCAAGAGGAAAGAAGCAGACCUAUGUUGUGUCUUUGGGAAGGUGACUACUUCUUGUGGUGGGGGGAGGGCGGGGGUGCGUUAUAGAUUAUGUGGGGUAAAAUAGAAUUCCGCCCUGAGGCUCCCCGAGCCUUAUGGCCUUGUAAUAAAUAAUCCCUUUAUUAGCCUCACUUAAUCUCAAUAGAAGCCUGCUGUUUACCCUCAGGGAACAAGUAGUUUUCAAAAUUGAGCUCCUCCCAGGUCAUUGGCCAGUGCCUGUGUGCAGGCAUUGGUCAUCUUUGUGAACUCAUGGCAUUAUUUUCCCAUAUGUAUUAUGAUAUUAAGAAAUUCAACCCCAACCUGUAUGAAAAGCACAGCCCAGGGUCCUACUUUUAGGCUAGAGUUAAUGCCUUUGAGAGGCCAGGGGGUCAUAGGAGGCCCAUGCAAUUUAACUGAAGCUCAGGUGCCGUGUUGGGUUUUUACUGGUUUUAGGCCACAGCCUUCAGAGUGAAUUCAGGGCAGGGCUGCUGAUGCGGCUGUGGACCCAGGGAGCUCUAAGAUGAAUCUCUACCGUUCCUUCAAAGGUCUUUCUGGUUCUUCCCAGUGUUGUCAUGGCUGAGGUCAAUCUCGUAGUUGUUCAGAUGUGCUCCUUUUUGCUGUCUUGGGAGUCUUAGCCAGCGAUCCAGAUGUCCAAGGACAGAGUCUCCAGAGGGCCUAGCUCCUUCCUGGUACCAAGUGUGUGAUCCUGACCUGUGUGAAGGCGGUCUUGUCCAAAGUAGUGAAAUGAGAAUUUCUGCAAACGGUAAUCCAGACGAUCAGCAUGUAUCCCUUGGGCCUGGACUUCCACUAUGUUAGUGAGUGUAGGAAAAUACUGUGUCUUUUAUGGAAGAAAAUUCAAUGUAUGCUGUGAAUUUGUUGGUUUGAAACAUUGAAAAUUUUUCAUUAGACAAUGUUUACAUACCUCACCUGAAGAACCUUUG
Mesoplodon densirostris (Blainville's beaked whale) is the source of this 15243-nucleotide messenger RNA. It is a transcript of the gene LCOR, whose product is annotated as ligand dependent nuclear receptor corepressor. Lineage: Eukaryota; Metazoa; Chordata; Mammalia; Artiodactyla; Ziphiidae. The transcript has 9 exons. Gene Ontology annotation, molecular function: DNA binding. Bases 176 to 5206 code for a protein of 1676 amino acids. The record is from RefSeq and is a predicted model, not a curated record.